Molecule: messenger RNA, 2174 nt
Organism: Cyphomyrmex costatus
Lineage: Eukaryota; Metazoa; Arthropoda; Insecta; Hymenoptera; Formicidae
Product: Extracellularly regulated kinase 7
Exons: 11
Coding region: 75-2174 (699 amino acids)
Biological process (GO): protein phosphorylation
Molecular function (GO): MAP kinase activity; ATP binding
Source: RefSeq, a predicted model, not a curated record
CGGAGACUGUCUCUCGUUCCGAGUUGUCAUCGUAGCGAUCUGAAGAUUCCGUCAACGGCGCUGCUGCUGCGAUAAUGUCGGGGAAAAAGGCUACAGAGAAGGUUUCCGAGAUUGAUGCACAUAUCAGCAAACAAUAUGACAUUGUGCGACGUCUCGGCAAAGGGGCUUAUGGUAUAGUAUGGAAGGCAAUCGAAAAGAAAAGGAAGGAAACCGUCGCGGUGAAGAAAAUCUUUGAUGCCUUCAGAAACCAAACGGAUGCGCAGCGUACGUUUCGCGAGAUCAUGUUCCUACUGUCGUUUGCUAAUCACGAGAACAUUAUAAAACUGAUCGGACUGCAUAAGGCGGACAACAAUCGGGACAUUUACCUCGUUUUCGAAUACAUGGAAACCGAUCUCCACAACGUCAUUAAGCGGGGCAACAUCCUCAAGGACAUCCAUAAGGUCUUCAUUAUGUAUCAACUUUUUAAGGCAAUCAAAUACAUACACUCAGGCAACGUUAUCCACAGAGAUUUGAAGCCAUCCAAUGUUCUUUUAAAUGCGCAAUGCCAUUGUAAGAUUGCGGAUUUUGGUCUGGCACGCUCGGUUACGCAAAUCGGCCAAGGCGAUGGUGAGACAGGAAGUGAUCCAACUUUGACGGAUUACGUCGCUACACGAUGGUAUCGCGCACCAGAAAUUCUGAUAGCUUCAAAGAGAUAUACAAAAGGAAUAGAUAUGUGGUCCUUAGGUUGCAUUUUCGGUGAAAUGUUACUUGGAAAGCCACUUUUUCCUGGCUCAUCAACGAUAAAUCAAGUUGAGAGAAUAAUGAUAACCUUGCCUCCACCAACAGACGAAGAUCUAGUAUCGGUCAGCGCCGGUUAUGGAACUAAUUUAUUGGAAAAGACACCCAACAAACCCAAAAGGACUUUGAAGGAUUUGUUGCCAGAAGUGUCGGAGAAUGCUUUGGACCUUAUCAGUAAUUUGAUAGUCUUCAACCCCACACAACGUCUUACGGCAGUUGAAGCACUAGAGCAUUUAUAUGUUGCUGAUUUUCACAGAAAAGGAAAUGAACCGGAAAGGGGCUUCAGUGUUAUACCGUUGUUAAAUGACGAUGUGCAACUCUCAGUCGACGAAUAUAGAAAUAAGCUCUAUGCGAUGAUGGAUGAAAAACACCGGAAACAUAAAAAUAUGUCAAAAUCCAGAUUGCGGCGAUUGUCUGAAAGCAUUAGAAAGGAAACAAGGAACAGUAGCAGUAACCCUGUGAUCGAUCAAUGUGAUACGAUUGUCGCUUGUUCGUCAUUGUCUAACAAAAAGACAAUCAGACCAUCUCAAAGUGAUAAUACUCCGCGAGGCGUUACAAGAACACAGACGACGAACAAUUCCGUACAGCCGCCAGCACAGGAGACCUUAAGCCGUCAUAAUGUUAGAAGCAGUAUAACACAGUAUGCAUGUAAUUUGACGAAUGGAAACAUUAUAUCCCCAGCAGCGGCCAAAAGUUACUUCUACUUUAAUCAGCAGCAGCUGUCAAGAUCUCAACGUUCCAUUCAAUCAGAUCAGCCCAUGGUGAGUUACGGCGUCAGAGGCAAAUCAAACCAAUUAACAGCAACAACACAACGCAUCAAACCACGAAGAGCCAACAAGCAGCAGAUUUUUACACAGGCGCCAAGGCCUUUCAUCUCGGCGUCUGAUAAUUGGCACGGCGACAAUCAUUGGUUUAAAAAGAUGCCGACAAAACUGAUUAAGAUUAGCGACAGUCCGAAUACUAUUGAACAACCCAGCAACGUUGCAAGGACUUUCAUCAGGACCAUGAAUGUUAGGACUACAGGGAUUAGCAGUUCAGAAUCGCAAUGUAUCGGUCACCAAUCGCAGGCCAUCCGCAAUUAUUUCAAUCAGGUGCCAUUGCUGACUCAACAACAAUCCCAAGUGCGAAAUUGCACUUCUUGUCGCAGUAGGGACAACCUUGUUAACAAAUCGUUUGCUGUGGAUAUUAUGACAACCAACAAUUAUUUAAAAAAUGGGUCUCGCAGACAGGAUAGCAGAUUACACGCGAAGCACAGCUUCGACGUCAGCUACAUCGGUCAGAAAAGAUCGUCGGCGACGUGUAACAAAUUGAGGUUUCUAAACAGCCACAAUCAGAGUCAUGGCGUGAUAGCGGAAUCGGUUUACAAGGAUCUCUGUAACGGAACUAUAGGAUGGUGA